AGCCUCCUGUCACCACUGCAAGGAAAGGAAAGUCUCUGAGAGGAUGAGAAAGUUAACCCCCAGAAUUCAGGCAAACUGUGGGAAUAGCAGCUACUUCUGCCCAUCCCUGGAGUUUUCAAGAAAAGUACAGUUUUAUGUAUUUUUAAAUGUCAACACUUUGUACCACUGCUUUUCAAAAAAGGCCCUAGGGGCGAAUAGCCGUGUCUGUAAGCGUUCUCUGGGUGGUUGGAAAAUAGAAUUCUUUCAGAAUUUGUGUUCUUUAAAUGUAACUUUUGACUGGGUAAUAAAUACACAAAGUACAGAAUUCAAAAGGUUAAAAACAGUAUAUGGUAGACGAUAAAUCUCUUUUCCAUACCCCCUUUUCCCGUUUCCCAGUUCCUUUUCCUAAAAGCAACCAUCAUUACCAUUUUCUUAUGUUUCCUUCUAGUGACAACCCAAGCAUAUAGAAGUGUGUGUGAGCGAAUACUUAUUUUUUAACCCAAAUGGUAUCCAUGUUUAACAUCUAUGUCAUUGUGUCUAAUUAAACUGAUACUUUUCUUCUGGUAUCACAUUGAUGUUGUGGCAUUGCUUUUGUGAUAGAGAACACUAAAUCUCCAGUGGCUUACCAAUAACAAAAAGUUCAUUUCUCUCUUGUGCAAUAGUCCAGUGUGGGAAUUCAGUGGACAAGCAACCAGAUCCCUCCAUCUUGAAGUUUGUCCACGGGAUUUAGAACCUGCUGCUUCCAGCUGGUGGGGAAAAGAGAGAGCCUAGAAGAGCCUAGAAGAUGGAGAAUCUUGCAGAAGAUUUUUAUGGGUUAUCCCCAGAAAUGGCGACAUCAUUUCUGCCCACAAUCUUUUGGCAAGAACUAAGUAAAAUAUCCCCAUCUAGCUGUAAGGAGAGCUGGGAAAUGUAGUUCUUUACGGGCAACCAAUCAUCAGUAUCUGAUUCAGACUGGCGAAGGGGCGCACACACCUUUGGUGGACAGCUGGCCAUUCUUUCUGGCUAUGCUCCUCAGCCCCAGAUGUACAUGGUUUUCUUGUAAUUACAGUGAGUGGGGUUUUUGACCCUCAGCCUGUGGGAGUUCAGUAGGGAGGCUGCUAAGAGAUUUUUAUACUGCAGGUGUGACCUGUGAGAGCUUGGGAACCACUGCUUCAGCCAGGAGGCCAAAGGUCAAGUUCAACUUUUGCCCCUGCUAGUAGGCAAGCCGGGGUCCCAGAAAUGCCCCAUGGCAUCUGUCUGUGAACAUGGAAAUCCACUGCCUACCCGAACACUCUAUUGGACCUCCUCAAACUAAAUGGUUUUUGUCUUAUCUCACCCAGAUAGAGCCAAGAACAGAGCGAUUCCGUAAUUCCCAAUGUAGCUGUAAAACAUUCUAGCAAUAUUCUGAUUUUUCUUCCCAAGCUUUAAUUUAGCGGCCCCUCCCCACCCCCUCCUCUCACGCUAGACUUGUUACACAGGAAUUUUCCGACACCCUUUUUGCUUACAAAACUUUCUUUGCCACUAGAGGGGGGAAAAAAAUGAACAAAAACACAUCAACAAUAUAAAGAACUUUUGUAAGUUAGGUGCUAGAGAGGGAGAAGUCCUGAAGCGGCUGGGAACCUCACCGCCUGACCCCCGUCCCCCGUCCUGUCCAUGGGAUGUGAUGGCGCCCUCCUGCAGGGCUCUGCCUGCGUCAGCCCCCAGAAUAGAAACCUUGGGAUGAAGCCUUGAUGGAAGAAAAAAGCAGAAUGAGCUCCAAGAGACUGUGAAAAGGAAGUUGGAAGGAGCCCGAUCACCACUUAAUGGAGACCAGCAGAAUGGUGCUUGCGAUGGGAGCUUUUCUCCAACUAGCAAGCGAAUACGAAAGGACAUUCCCACGGGGAUGGAAGCCAUCAACAAUUUACCCAACAACAUGCCACUGCCUUCAGCUUCUCCUCUUCACCAACUUGACCUGAAGCCCUCUUUGCCCUUGCAGAAUAGUGGGACUCACACUCCUGGGCUUCUGGAAGACCUGAGUAAAAAUGGGAGACUCCCAGAACUUAAACUUCCUGUGAAUGGUUGCAGUGACCUGGAGGACAGCUUCACCAUCGUGCAGAGCAAAGAUCUCAAACAAGAACCUCUUGAUGACCCUACUUGCAUAGACACAUCAGAAACCUCUCUUUCCAACCAGAACAAGCUGUUCUCGGACAUUAACCUGAACGAUCAGGAGUGGCAGGAGUUAAUAGAUGAACUGGCCAACACCGUUCCUGAAGACGACAUACAGGACCUGUUCAAUGAAGACUUUGAAGAGAAAAAGGAGCCGGAAUUCUCGCAACCGGCCACAGAGACCCCGCUGUCCCAGGAGAGCGCCAGUGUGAAGAGCGACCCGUCUCACUCUCCUUUCGCUCACGUCUCUCUGGGCUCGCCCCAGGCCAGGCCUUCCUCUUCGGGUCCUCCCUUCUCCACCGUCUCCACGGCCACCAACUUACCUUCCGUGGCCACCACUCCCGUGGCGCCCAACCCCGCCAGCUCCCCCGCAAACUGUGCGGUCCAGUCCCCCCAAACUCCGAACCCAGCUCACACGCCGGGCCAGGCUGCGGCCCGGCCCGGCAAUGGUUAUCUCCUCAAUCCCGCCGCCUUGCCGGUGGCCGCGGCGGGCUCGGGCCCCGGGGCCGUGCCCGGCUCCGACCUGUCCCCCGCCGAGCAGCUCAAGCAGAUGGCCGCGCAGCAGCAGCAAAGGGCCAAACUGAUGCAGCAGAAGCAGCAGCACUCCAAUCAGACUUCCAGCUGGUCUCCCUUAGGGCCGCCAUCCAGUCCCUACGGAGCAGCUUUCACGGCGGAAAAACCAAAUAGCCCCAUGAUGUACCCCCAAGCCUUUAACAACCAAAAUCCUAUAGUGCCUCCCAUGGCCAACAACCUGCAGAAGACGACAAUGAAUAACUACCUCCCUCAGAAUCACCUGAAUAUGAUCAAUCCGCAGCCAAAUAACAUGGGUACAAACUCCUUAAACAAACAGCACAAUAUUCUGACUUAUGGCAACACUAAGCCUCUGACCCACUUUAAUGCCGACUUGAGUCAGAGGAUGACGCCUCCGAUGGCCAAUCCCAACAAGACCCCCCUCACGCCCUACAUCCAGCAGCAGCCCCCGCAGCCGCCGCCCCCGCAGCCGCAGCCCCCGCCUCAGCUCCAGGCCCCCAGGGCGCACCUGAGUGAGGACCAGAAACGCGUGCUCCUCAUCAAGCAGAAGGGAGUGAUGAGUCAGCCCAUGGCUUACCCGGCGCUGCCAUCCCACGGCCAGGAGCAGCACCCAGUGGGGCUUCCCCGGACCACGGGCCCCAUGCAGUCCUCCGUGCCCCCGGGCUCAGGGGGCAUGGUCUCCGGAGCAGGGCCUGCGGGGCCAGGCUUCCUGGGCAGCCAGCCCCAGACAGUCCUCAUGAAGCAGAUGCUCAUUGACCAGCGGGCCCAGCUGAUGGAGCAGCAGAAACAACAGUUCCUGCGGGAACAGAGGCAGCAGCAGCAGCAGCAGCAGAUUCUCACGGAGCAGCAGCUGCAGCAGCCGCACUUACCCCGGCAGCACCCGCAGCAGCAGCAGCGGAAUCCGUACCCAGUGCAGCAGGUCGCCCAGUUUCAAGGGUCUCCCCAGGAUAUAGCGGCUGUGAGGAGCCAGGCCGCCCUCCAGAGCAUGCGAACUUCAAGGCUGAUGGCACAGAACGCAGGCAUGAUGGGAAUGGGACCCUCCCAGAAUCCAGGGACAAUGGCCACCGCGGCUGCCCAGUCUGAGAUGGGACUGGCCCCUUACAGCAACCCAGCUACCAGCCAACCGGGAAUGUACAACAUGAGCACAGGCAUGACCCAAGUGUUGCAGCACCCAAACCAAAGCGGUAUGAGUAUCACACACAGCCAAGCCCAGGGGCCGCGGCAGCCCACCUCGGGGCAAGGGGUUGGGAUGGUGAGUGGGUUUGGUCAGGGCAUGCUGGUGAACUCGCCCAUGACCCAGCAGCGCCAGCAGAUGAAGGGGCCGGUCGGCCAGGCCUUGCCCAGGCCCCAGGGCCCGCCGAGGCUGCAGAGCAUCAUGGGAACGGUCCAGCAGGGAAGCCAGAGCUGGCAGCAGAGAGGCUUACAGGGGAUGCCUGGGAGGACUAGUGGAGAGUUAGCAUCAUUCAACAAUGGCGCCAGCUACCCACUGCAAGCUGGCCAACCACGGCUGACCAAGCAGCACUUCCCCCAGGGACUGAGCCAGGUGGUGGAUGCGAACCCUGGCGGGGUGAGAACGCUCAACCCGGCUGCCAUGGGUCGGCAGAUGAUGCCACCACUGCCGGGGCAGCAAGGCACCGGCCAGGCCAGGCCCAUGGUCAUGUCAGGCCUGAACCAGGGUGUUCCUGGCAUGCCAGCCUUCAGCCAGCCCCCGGCACAGCAGCCGAUGGCCAGCGCCAGCUUUGCCUCCAGCAGCCAGAGCCAAGCCUAUGAGCGGAACCCCCCUCAGGACAUGUCGUACAAUUACAGUGGUGACACGGCUGGGGCGUCCUUCCCCGGCCUCUCGGACGGUGCCGACCUUGUGGACUCCAUCAUCAAAGGUGGACCGGGGGACGAGUGGAUGCAGGAGCUCGAUGAAUUGUUUGGAAACCCCUAGUCAGGAGCGGCCCUGGCCACCACAAUUCCAGUGGUUUAAAGCUCCAACCGUGAAAAAGAAACAGGAUGUCACCACAUCCUUGUUUUUUUGUGUUGUUUUUUUGACCCACGUGAUCUGAGCAAAGCUGCAGCCAGCUGACUGUGGAAGAUCCAGGCCGUCAAUCCACAGCCCCGCCGGGCCCCGUUUCACCUGAUUUUCAUACAGCAAUGGAGACAGACGCCCUGCGGACCCUGCUGCGAGAGAGGGGGACACACCAGAGGUGGGCAGGGAAGAUGAUUCCGGAGCCCUCAGCUUGGCACUCCCUGUGAUCACCCAGCCCAGCAAGAGUCGCUGCAGCCAAGACAGACUGCUGCCCCACGUGAGGUUGCCGUCAGAGCCUCCUGGCCUUGGCCGGGGUCUACAGCUUUGGAGACCCAGAGAGGAGAGAGCCUGGGGCCGAGAGUCCCACGGAAGCCCCUGGGUUGUGGCGCAAGCCAAGAGCACAGGUCAGAUACGCGCUAAACUCUGGCUGCAGAGGUAUCAGCCUUCAAGACACGCUACUGGGCUUGGAGGGAAGGUACAAAGAACAGUGAGAUGUCACAGAAGACAGGAGACCCUACAGCCUGUAUCCUGCUCAUGAUGGCCUGCAGGAAUCUUAGAGCUUGGAGAAGGGUCCUGGCAGUCCUGGGCGGGCAGCCCUCUGCUGAUGACUGUGGUGGCUAUUACUCCGGGGAGUUGGCCUGGAGCUUCCUGGGGGCCCGGUAUGACCCGAUACAUCUCAGCGGGUCCUUCUACUUCCGGAGGCCGAGGAUGAGGAGGCCCAGGGUGGACGCUGUGUGUCUUGUCAGUGCAGCCGCCUUCCCCCGAGCUGGUCCCUGCCCUCAUUCCUCUUCACCUACACCCCAGCCUGCCUGUGCUGGUCCUUGCAGACUAUCCAAGAAGAAAUGAAGCUUUUUGUCUUUAGGGAGCCUGGGUGGAGGGAAAAUAAGAGCAAGAAGAACUUAGACAAUGCCUGAAAUGCAAAGGCCACACUGGAGUUUUUCUUUCUCUGCCUGGAACUGAGCGGGUUGCUCUGCUGCUCGGUGGUGGGUUUCCAUGAGCUGCAUCUGAUGUUUCUGGGACACUAGGGAGGACCAGCCUGGACAUCACCAGCUCUGGUUCCCUUUGGGAAAAUCCCAGGGGUGAUGCUCUUAAAGCAGCCUGACCCUUCAUCCCUGCUCAUCAGAAAGACAAAUCUCAAGCCCCGAAAGCUGAGGAACUGAAAAACCCAUUGCUCCACUUCACACAUUUUGAUAAUGAAAAGAGGGAAGGUAUGGUUCCUUUCCUUGAGCAAAGCGAUCCCCUCUUGAAGUUCUGUACAGUUGUUCUUUGUGUAAUUCACGCAGAUCUGUCCUAAGUGAAGUCUGUUGGAAGGGAUCCACAACCUCUGCUGCUGGAGGGCUGGUCUCAUCUGCCCUCCCCUCCCCUCCCACUGGCCUGUUUCGGAGGCCACGGGACGUAGUUCUUGUCCUGAGUGCAUGAGCGUGGCAUAAGCAUUUCUCCUGCCAUCCCUUCCCUCCAUGUCCAAAGGCAGGCUUGCUUCUGUGCACUCACAUGCCACUUGCCACACCAGAGCCCCUGCCCAGCCUGGGGAGUCACACUGGGGCCAGGUCCUGGGACUGAAGCGGGUAAAAAUGAAGCGCUGGGACAGAGGAUGUAGAGAGGCAGCAGGCAGGCAAACACUGCCCGGGGCCUGCUCACCAAGUACCAAGGUCACAGCUCUCCUCGGCAAGGGGCAGCCUGGAGACCAGAGCGGGCCACGUGGGCGAGGACCCAGGUCGGGGCUGUGGUCCCUGGGGGAAGAGGUGGUGGCGGGCUGACCAUGAACUCCCUGCUUGGGGAGGGCCACCGCCAGGGCAGCUCUCGAAUGGAAGCAGAUGAAAACCAAAACCAAACAAGAGAAAGUGAAGAAACGAGAAGACACAGAAAUAUAUAGUUACCUUUUUCUGAAAGGUACAGGAAAUAAAUAUAUAAGCAAUGAUGAGGAACUGGAGGUGGCUGAUGGAGGGGGGGCGAGGGGGCCUCCAUUCUCCCUUAAAAGCUUCCUCCGAAUGCUCAGUACUGGGACCAACUACAUAGAGAGGUAGAUUUUAAUAAGGUGGCUUCGUUUUGUUUUUUGUUUUCACUACGGUGCUGAUGUAUAUGUAAUGUCUAAAAAAAAAGUUAUUUGUAAAUAAGUUUUUACAAUACUACAAAUAUCACUGGGUCUACUAU
Molecule: messenger RNA, 6799 nt
Organism: Cervus elaphus (red deer)
Lineage: Eukaryota; Metazoa; Chordata; Mammalia; Artiodactyla; Cervidae
Gene: MAML3
Product: mastermind like transcriptional coactivator 3
Exons: 5
Coding region: 1841-4567 (908 amino acids)
Biological process (GO): positive regulation of transcription of Notch receptor target; Notch signaling pathway
Cellular component (GO): nuclear speck; nucleoplasm
Molecular function (GO): transcription coactivator activity
Source: RefSeq, a predicted model, not a curated record